Messenger RNA from Lolium rigidum, 1460 nucleotides. RefSeq lists its product as uncharacterized. The transcript has 3 exons. Lineage: Eukaryota; Viridiplantae; Streptophyta; Magnoliopsida; Poales; Poaceae. Bases 208 to 1158 code for a protein of 316 amino acids. The record is from RefSeq and is a predicted model, not a curated record.
CUCCAAGUCCUCGGCCUCCGCGACCCGGAGCUGGGAGGGCGGCGCAGGUUUUCAACUCCCCCCACUUCGUCUCGGUCUCCUCCCCCCGCCGCCGCCACCAACCCCGAGCCGCGGCGGCACCGGCACCGGCGGCCACGGUACGGCGACGGUUGUAAUGAAAAGUUACAACACCUGCUAAGGGACAGGAGCUCCGCUACGAAGUUCGACAUGGGGUCAGGAAACCUGGUGAUGAAGAAGGUGGUGAGGCCCAGCUCAUUCGAUCUGGACAUACAGCUCGACAAAAGCUGGAAGGAGGACGUGACUUGCCCAAUCUGUCUAGAUUACCCCCACAACGCGGUCCUGCUUAGAUGCACAUCUUACGAGAACGGCUGCAGGCCGUUCGUGUGCGACACGGACCAGACCCGCUCAAACUGUCUCGAGAGGUUUAAGGGUGCAUACGAGCUGCCUGCCAACGUGAAGAUCUCGUCUAUAGCCGUGGCUCCUCUUGACAGCAUCCACAUCGUGUCGUCUCAAGUGAACAACCGCCCGAGCUGCCCGUUGUGCAGAGGCGAUGUCAUUGGGUGGAUUGUCAUUGGCGAGGCUCGUCUGCACCUUAACCAGAAGAAGAGGUGCUGUGAAGAGGAUCACUGUACCUUUGCUGGUAACUUCAACGAGCUUCAGAAGCACACGCAGCAGAAGCAUCCGGAUUCACGCCCUUCAGAAAUCGAUCCUGCCAGGCAGGUUGAUUGGGAUAACUUCCAGCAAUCUUCUGAUAUUGUGGAUGUCUUGAGCACGAUACAUGCACAAGUUCCUAAUGGUAUUGUUCUCGGAGAUUAUGUCAUUGAGUAUGGGGAUGAUGAAACUGGAGAAGACUACGAAGUUCUCCGCAGGGUUAGGAGGAGGUGGUGGUCCUUUAUCUGUUGCAAAGCCUUCUGCAGAUAUCCGAGAAGGCGAAGAAGAGGAAGAUCAAGGGAAAGUAGAGGCAGUGGAAGGAGGAACAGCCAUCAGGCUCAUCUGGAAAACUUCAAUCUUGAGGUUCCGACACAGGCUGUUGACUUGAGGGAACUCAGAUUUGAUGAAAUCGAUGAUGAAUACAUUGUCACAGGGGCCUUACCUAGUAUGGGAACACCUGGAAGAAUGGCCAGUUUCCACUACAGGGAUACAAGAUAUGGCCGGUGAUCUGCCUACUUAUAGAACAAGCUGAUAAAGAAAUGGAAUUGCAGCCAUGAUGUGAUGCCGCAACCAUCAGGACAUUGUACCUCUGCUCAUUUUUGUUUCUUUACCGCCUUGGUUGUUGCUAGGUGCCGCUCCAGCCCAAACUUCCUGUGCAUAAGAAGUAGCAACAGAAACACUCUGCCGUCGUCCAUUUGCAAUAGAUUUAAUUAUCCUAGUUUUCAUCUUGUAUAUAUUUAGCACCCAUCUCUACAGUGAUGUUGGUGAAAAGCUUUUUUUGCCUUUUGGAAAUGCUGCUUCUGCUCGGA